AUGGCAUCGCAAAAGCGGCAUAGCAGGCGAAAAAGUAUACAAAACAGCGACCCAGGGAAGAUUUUGGAUUUAGUUAUGAGUCUUACCGAUGAUGGUGCUGCGCAACUGGAAGUAAAAAUAAAUACUUACUUACGCGACGAAUGCGAGGCCGAUGCAGUUCUGCAAGUGGUGGUUCACAACGCCGGUAUGGAGGCUUCACUUGAUGCUGUGGAUGCUACUGCUUUAGCUAGAAAAAAUAAGAUAUGUAUGACCGCAAAAAUGGCGGAUGUAUUGAAAUCAGUGGUCGAACAAAACGAUAUUCUAACGAACUUUGGAGCUGAUUUUCAAACAAUCGUUUCACCAUAUGUCACGAAAGACAAUAUUAAAAAACGCGUGAUUAUGUAUCCCGUAAUAGACAAAACAUUCUCAGUCGUCGUUUGCGUGAUUGCGCCAAAGAUUUUGGAAGAGCACGUUGCAAUUCUGAUACACGAGUGUUUUUUGUUCGUGUGGCCAGUACUAAAAAAGGCCAUAGCUCUUGAAUACGAAUGCACUUUGAAGCAAAAAUGCCAGCAGUUACUGCGGGUCGCUAGACGAUUGUUUACACAAGUGGCGUCGUUAGAAACAUUGCUCCAAAUAGCAAUGGAUCAAGCGAAACAGUUGACGAAAGCAGAACAUUGUUGUGUACUCUUGGUUGACGUUGAGCGAAUGGAGCUAGUGAAGAGAUUUACAGGAACUACGAAUACGGAUGAUAAAGAAAUGUCUGAGCGUCGUUUUCCAAUGGACGUUGGCAUAACGGGUCAGGUGAUAAGUACAGGCACUUUGAUAAACUGCAAAGUCGCCAAAAACCACCCUGCGUAUUAUUCUGAAAUAGAUUGUAACUCGGGAGUUGAAUGCAAAUCCAUCCUUUGUUUUCCAAUCCGUGAGCAAACCGGUAUUAUUGGCGUUGGGCAAUUAAUCAAUAAAAUUGGCGAUCCGUAUUUCGAUGCAAUGGAUGAGGAAAUGGCUCUCGCAUUUAGCAUUUACUGUGGAGUCUGUAUCAUGCACUCGGUGGUCUAUCAGAAGAUUCAAGAGGCGCAUAUAAGGAAUGCUCUAGCUAACGAGCUGGUCAUGUACCACAUGAAAGUCGGUGACUCUGAAGUAUCCCGUCUGUUAGAAUGCUCUGGUUUUCACAACCAUCCGCACCUGAACAGUCUCCAUUUUAACAUUCGUGCGCUGCCCCUACGGGAACUACCUUGUUAUGUGCUGAAGAUGUUCGACGAUCUUGGAUUUGAUAAAAAGUUCAAUAUAAAGAAGCACAAGCUUGCCCGCUUCAUACUUCACGUGAAAAAAGGCUAUAGAGAUGUGCCAUACCACAGCUGGCUCCACGCAUUUAAUGUUGCGCAGUGGGCCUAUGCUGCGUUGACUAAUUACAAACUUAUUCAGCAAGGAUAUUUGAGUGAUUUGCAAGCACUCAUGUAUGUGAUAGCAGGCUUGGUGCACGAUAUGGACCAUCGAGGUACAACAAACAACUUUCAAAUUCAGGGCCAGACGACUCUAGCAGCGCUAUACUCGAGUGAAGGUAGCGUAAUGGAGCGACAUCACCUCGCACAAGCGAUGUGUGUGCUCAACACGGAAGGAUGCGAUAUUUUGGAGACUCUCCCGAGACGGGACUACGACAGAGCCAUUAUGACGUUACGGGAUUAUGUUCUGGCGACGGAUUUGGCUAACUAUUUCAAGAAUCUCAACGAAUUUCGUGCAAUAUCGUAUGACUACCAAAAGGGUAAUCGCGGUCAUACCACAGCUCUGCAGUCGUUGCUAAUGAACGCAGCCGACCUCAGUGACCAACUCAAAGACUGGGGAUGUGUGAAGAAGACCGCUGCGGCAGUACUUAGCGAAUUCUUUAAGCAAGGCGAAUUAGAGAAGAGUAGAGGUGAUCUGCCUCCGAAUAUCAUGGACAGGGAGAAGUGCUUCAUUCCAGACCUUGAGAUUCAGUUCUUGACUACAACGUGUGUGCCAUUAUUUGAAAUAGUUGGCCGAAUAAUCCCGAAGGCAAGCCCUUGCUUAAAAAUUAUCGAGAACCACAUUGAGAGGUGGGACGCAGCUAUUCCUAUUUUUGCAGAGGUUCCCAUAACAGCUGGCCUCUCAGUCCUCCUGAGUCCUGAAUUGGACAACUUGAUAGAACAGAACCUCAAGGAGAAAGAAAGACAGCGGUUGGAAGCUGAGCAGGAAGGAGAUUAA
Pieris macdunnoughi is the source of this 2196-nucleotide messenger RNA. Lineage: Eukaryota; Metazoa; Arthropoda; Insecta; Lepidoptera; Pieridae. The record is from the annotation of a GenBank genome assembly.